AUGUCCUUCAAAGCCAAUGGAGACCCUCCGGCUCAAUUUGACAUUGUUAAGUGGCUCUUCUUGAAUGAUGGUUCUACUGUGAGCAGGAAGGUUGGGAGUUUUGAUGAGUCAAAUGAAGAGAAUCAGCUUUACAUUAAUUCCAGUGCUGAUUUGUGGAGUCCAAACUUCCCAGAGAUGCCUCGGUCCCUAUGCAGCGAGCCCUGUUCCCCAGGAUACAGGAAGUCUAAAAUAGAAGGGGAGCCCCCUUGUUGUUACGACUGUGUCCAGUGUGGAGAUGGGGAAAUGUCUAACACUACAGAUGCAGUGACCUGUGUAAAAUGCCCUGAAGACCAGAAGUCUAAUAGACAGAAGACUGACUGUGUCCCUAAAGCUCUAAAUUACCUUUCUUAUAUGGAUACCCUGGGGGCCAGUUUAGCUUCCGCUGCUAUAAUUCUCUUCAUCACAGCUUCUGUAGUUUUGGGAAUCUUUGUAAAAUAUUGGGACACUCCUAUUGUGAGAGCCAGUAACCGAAAUCUCAGCUGUCUCCUCCUCAUCUCUCUCAUGUUGUGUUUCCUCUGCACUUUAUUAUUCAUUGGGCGCCCAACUAAAAUAUUUUGUCUUGUUCGACAAGCUGCAUUUGGAAUUAUUUUUAUUAUUUCUGUUUCUACCGUGUUGGCUAAAACUCUCACAGUUAUUAUUGCCUUCAAUGCCACAAAGCCUGGGAGCAAGCUGAAGAAGUAUGUAGGAACCCAACUGGCCAUCUUCAUAGUCUCUGCAUGUUCUUUGUGUGUGACUCUGAUCUGUGUUGUAUGGAUGGCCUCCAGUCCUCCAUUUCCAGAGGCUGAUACUUAUUCUGAAACUGACACCAUUAUACUGCUGUGCAAUGAAGGAUCAGUCACUUUCUUCUUCUGUAUAAUUGGAUAUAUAGGAACCUUGGCCCUACUAAGUUUCAUUGCUGCAUUUCUAGCCAAGGAUUUCCCUGACCGAUUUAAUGAGGCUAAAAACAUCACUUUCAGUAUGUUGGGGUUCUGUAGCGUGUGGGGGGCAUUUGUCCCUGCAUACCUGAGCAGUAAGGGCAGUAGAAUGGUGGCAGUUGAGAUAUUUGCCAUCUUAUCCUCCAGUGCUGGCCUACUGAUCUGUAUAUUUGCCCCCAAAUGCUUUAUUAUUUUUCUUAGACCUGAGCUGAACACAAGAGAGAUUGUUGUCAAAAGAUCUUAG
This is a messenger RNA of Xenopus tropicalis (tropical clawed frog), 1197 nucleotides long. Its product is annotated as vomeronasal type-2 receptor 26-like. The record is from RefSeq and is a predicted model, not a curated record. Gene Ontology annotation, cellular component: membrane; plasma membrane. The coding region runs from base 1 to 1197 and encodes 398 amino acids. The transcript is spliced from 3 exons. Gene Ontology annotation, molecular function: G protein-coupled receptor activity. Gene Ontology annotation, biological process: G protein-coupled receptor signaling pathway. NCBI's taxonomy places the organism in Eukaryota, Metazoa, Chordata, Amphibia, Anura, Pipidae.